GUCCAGUCUACAUUUUCCAUGGUUGUGCUUUUCGCCUUCUGUCUAAAUUUCUUCAGGGUGUACGGUGGUAGCUUAGUCGACGGUUGACCGUUCAAGCUGACGGUAACUUUGACUAUCUGCACCAAGCAAGCUCAGACUAUUCCAGGCACACAGGCCACGGUAGCGAUAUGAAAUACUCAUAAGAGAUCGGCGGCAGAAGCAUGGCGAUUUAAGGUGCUCGGUAACCUCUCAUGGAGGCAUGCGUAGAACUACACUAUUUCCUAGCCUGGUCAUGGACUCGUUUCCUUCCAGAAUACUGCUUACCAUCCUUACCAUACUUGUGGUGCUCGUCCCGCCCAAUGCCGCCCUGCUGCCAUCCCUCGGCAUACAAGCAGGAGCGCUCCUGGCCUGGAAAGCUACCCUGAGCAACCAAAGCCAGCAAGCCCUCCGAUCCUGGGGAAACAUGUCAACGCUUUGCAGUUGGCACGGCAUCAGAUGCGGUAUGCGGCGGCACCGGACGAUGAUCACCGGCAUCUAUCUCCGAGGGAUGCGUCUUGGAGGGACGCUUGAGUCCCUCCACUUCUCAGCAUUGAGGACCUUGACGAGCCUCGACCUCUCCCGCAACAGCCUUUCUGGGAGCAUCUCUCCGAGUAUCGAGGUCCUCGGAGAGCUCCAUGCUCUGCUCCUGCAAGGCAACCAGAUAAGAGGCUCCAUUCCACCCUCUUUAGCAAACCUCACAAAAUUGCAUUCUCUGAUGCUUCAUGACAACCAAAUCUCCGGUGAAAUACCAAGACAGGUAGGAAAAUUGGGUAGCCUUGUGAGCCUAAAUUUGUCAAGCAAUCAGUUAAAUGGUAACAUACCUUGCGAAAUAGGCAACCUAAUGCUCUUGGGUACAUUAGAUUUAUCUAACAAUAGCCUUUCAGGUCCACUUUCCUUUUGUCCAGCUAACUCUACAGUAAAUUUAAAACACCUAAACAGGCUAUCAAUAUCCCAAAAUAAUUUAGCGGGUCUCAUUUCCAAAGACAUAGUAAAUUUACUCAACCUCAAACACCUUGACAUGAGCCAGAACAACUUUUCAGGUUCAAUCCCAAGCGAAAUAGGUAACCUAAGCAAACUCACAGUCCUGCAUCUUUCAGAUAAUCAGCUUUCGGGACCAAUACCUCCGGAAGUUGGAAAAUUAGUGGGGCUUAAACUGCUCAGCCUUAGCGCAAACCAUCUUGAAGGCUAUAUUCCAGCUAGUACAGGAAAUUUAACACAGUUAACAACUCUAAAUCUUUCGACUAACGAAUUCAUCGGACAUAUCCCUGAAGAAAUAAGGAAUUUAGUGGACUUAGAGCAUUUGGGACUAGGGCAGAACAAACUUACGAGAUCCAUUCCGAACAGUUUGGGGAAUUUGACAAAACUCGCGACACUGGACCUUCAUGAUAACCAACUUUCUGGGAACAUCCCUGAAGAGUUAGGUUUUCUAGUGAACUUACAGGAACUGAACCUUUACAACAACACACUAAGCGGUUCCAUCCCAAAUAGUCUAGGGAAUUUGACUAAGCUCACUACUCUAUACCUUUGCUAUAACCAGUUAUCUGGAUCCAUUCCACCAGAAAUUGGCAACUUAAGAGAUCUUGUUUGGUUAACGCUAAGUUCUAACAAACUCUCUGGUGCAUUGCCGUCUGGUAUUUGUGCGGGACUCCGGCUACAAAAUUUCACCGCUUAUAACAACAUGUUAGUUGGACCCUUGCCAACAAGCUUGUUAAGAUGCACAAGCCUGGUCAGAUUUCGUCUCGAACGAAAUCAGCUCGAAGGAGAUAUCUCUGAGAUGGGUUUUUAUCCAAAUCUUGUCUAUAUAGAUAUCAGUUCAAAUAAAUUAUUUGGUCAACUAUCUCAUCGCUGGGGUGAAUGCUAUGGACUUUCCAUGUUCCGUGCCUCAGAUAACAGUAUCACUGGAGUCAUACCACCAAGCAUAGGGCAAUUGACUCAGUUGAGGAUAUUUGAUGUCUCGUCAAAUAAACUUGAAGGACACAUUCCUCCAGAAAUUGGCAAUAUAAUGACACUAUUCAAUUUGAGCCUCGGAAAUAACUUGCUCAAGGGAAGUAUACCGCAGGAAAUUGCAACUCUAAAAAAUCUGGAGUAUUUGGAUUUGUCUUCAAACAACCUAAGCGGGCAGUUAGGAGGGUCUGUUGAACACUGCUUAUUGCUUCGCCUUCUGAACUUGAGCCAUAAUCAUCUCAAUGGCAGCAUUCCUAAUGAACUAGGAAUGUUGGUAAACCUACAAGGAUUGUUAGAUCUAAGUGACAAUUCAUUUGAUAGCAUGAUACCGUCUCAGUUAGGUGAUCUUAGCAUGCUUGAAGCCUUGAAUCUUUCACACAAUGCAUUGAGUGGCAGAAUUCCACCAUCGUUUCAACGAAUGAACAGCCUCUUAUACAUGGACGUGUCUUAUAACAAACUAGAAGGGCCAGUGCCAGAUAGUAGGCUCUUCGAAGAAGCUCCAACUGAAUGGUUCGUGCAUAAUACACAUUUGUGCGGUGAUGUGAAAAGUCUGCCCCCUUGUGACCACACCCAAAGUUAUCGACAAAGAAAGAAGACGAGAGCUAUUUUACUAGGUAUACUACCUCCCACUGUAUCUUUUCUGUUCAUCGCUGCACUAGCAACAUGGAUAUGUAAAAAGAAGAAAUCCAAGGCAGAAAGUGCAAAGGGACUGGAUCAGGUCAAGAUGUUUGGCAUCUGGAACUUUAAUGGGGAAGAUGUGUACAAGCAAAUUAUUGGUGCCACAAAAAGUUUCAGCGAUGAUCACUGCAUUGGAACUGGAGGGAGUGGAUCUGUCUAUAGAGCCCAGCUACCAACUGGUGAAAUAUUUGCAGUGAAGAAGAUUCAUACAGUGGAAGACGAUGAGCUAUUUAAUCGUGAAAUAGAAGCUUUGAUUCCUAUUCGGCAUCGCAACAUUGUGAAGUUAUUUGGCUAUUGUUCUGCUGCUCAUGAAAGAUUCCUUGUGUAUGAAUACAUGGAUAGGGGAAGCUUAGAAAAAUCUUUGAAGAGCAAGGAAACUGCAAUUGAAUUGGAUUGGACAAGAAGAUUAAAUAUCGCUAAGGAUGUAGCAAAUGCUUUGUCCUACAUGCAUCAUGAUUGCUUUGCACCGAUAGUUCAUAGAGAUAUAACUAGCAGCAACAUUUUGCUUAAUUUGGAAUUCAGUGCCUGUGUAUCUGAUUUUGGUCUAGCAAAAAUACUAAAUGUGGAUGCAUCAAACUGCACAAGGCUUGCUGGGACGAAUGGUUAUAUUGCCCCAGAGCUUGCAUACGCAUCAAGGGUGACAGAGAAGUGUGACGUCUAUAGCUUUGGGGUGCUCAUGCUCGAGUUGUUCAUGGGACAUCAUCCAGGUGGUUUUCUUUCUUCCAUGGCCAACAAAAGCACACCAUUCGAGGAUUUGUUGGACAUCCGGCUCCCACUUCCUGAAGCUGAGAUCGCAAGCAAAAUAUUGGAAGUGAUCACUGUUGCUAUUCGGUGCAUAGAACCUGAUCCAUCGCACCGUCCAACAAUGCAACAAGCAAUGAAGGUGUUCUCUACAACUGAAAUACCUGACGAUCAUCUUGAUUAUCUGCAAACUGACGUUGGCAUCCCUGCCAGCUGGUUGUGAAUGUUCUUAGCCAACUGAUGUGUCUUCUGUCAAUUAGAGUUUGUUUUUGCCUUAGCCUCGUGCCAUGUACUACAUAUGUUGUUUGUAAGAUGGAGAGCAACUUUUCGUUAGUGGAUGUAGGAGCCCAUUCAAGCGGUAAUCGAUAUGCCUGGAUUACAUUGGCAUGCUUAUCUCUUU
This is a messenger RNA of Lolium perenne, 3781 nucleotides long. RefSeq lists its product as uncharacterized. Lineage: Eukaryota; Viridiplantae; Streptophyta; Magnoliopsida; Poales; Poaceae. Gene Ontology annotation, molecular function: protein kinase activity; protein binding; ATP binding. Gene Ontology annotation, biological process: protein phosphorylation. The record is from RefSeq and is a predicted model, not a curated record.